Messenger RNA from Oncorhynchus kisutch (coho salmon), 1507 nucleotides. Its product is annotated as prolactin-like. Bases 1 to 720 code for a protein of 239 amino acids. Gene Ontology annotation, cellular component: extracellular region. Gene Ontology annotation, biological process: response to nutrient levels; positive regulation of receptor signaling pathway via JAK-STAT. Gene Ontology annotation, molecular function: hormone activity. NCBI's taxonomy places the organism in Eukaryota, Metazoa, Chordata, Actinopteri, Salmoniformes, Salmonidae. The record is from RefSeq and is a predicted model, not a curated record. The transcript has 6 exons.
AUGUCCAGGAACAACAUCAAACAAGUGUCAGUGCUGCUCCUGGCUGUGUGGGCUCUGCUCAUGGUGUUGGUGUGUGUGGAGCUGCGUGGCAGUGACAGGGCGAGCGCGGCGCCCAUCUGUGUCCACGGCCAGGCGGGGUGCCACUUCCUCUCCCUGGCAGACCUCUUUGACCGGGUCAUCCAGCACAGUGCCAGGAUGCACAGCAUCUCCAGUGACCUGCACUCUGAAUUCGAACAAUAUGUUCUGCCAAGCAGAAAUCAUAUUGGCAGGAUAAACCGCCACUGCCAUACAGCCACCAUACUAACCCCUAAUGGCAAAGAGAACGCGCAGAGACUGGCUAGAGAGGAGUUAACGGAGGUGAUUCUGAAGCUGCUGGUAGCAUGGAAGGAUCCUCUGUGGCAGUUCCACCAGAACAUGGUUCACCAGGAUGACUUCAACAACUUCAGCUCCAACAAAGCACUGGAGAUGAGCUACAUGGUGCACGAGCUCCGCAAGGGAGUCGAGAAGGUGGCUGAUAAGAUGCAGCACCUGGGGAUGAUCAGUAACUCCCUGAGUGGCCUGUCCUCCCCUGAGGCCUUGGACCCCUCGUCAGACACCAGCGGAGAGUCCCAGGCCAUGAGCGACCACGACCUACUCUACUGCUUCAGACGGGACUCCAACAAGGUCCAGAACUAUCUGAAGAUCCUCAAGUGCAGGAUCGUACCUGAGAACGGAUGCUGAGAUGUGAAGACAAGACAAGAGGCGUGACUUUCACAAGCUACCGUGUCAAUCAAGGAAAUCAAGGACACAUCAUGAAUAGACACGAUGAUAAGACCGGGAGAAGAGACUGGGACUGUGGCACUUUCCUCCUCCUGACAAGUCCAACGAUAACUUCCACCAGCGACAACAUCUUAAUGUCUUCUAUGUACUGUAUUUAUGUCAUGUCACAGAGAAAUAUAGUACAGAUGUACGAUCUUAAUCUGAUCACCCUGUUGCAGGAGAACUUUCCUGCAAUGCAGUCCAUUUAAACAUGUAGUGUAUUUGAGGUUUCAAAAAGGCUUCUAAAGUUCGUCAUUUUCACUUUGAAAUUUCAGACUUGAUUUUCCCUAACGACAAAUGUGUCAAGCCAUACAAAAAAUAUCAUGAAUUAUAAUCCACGUAAUAAUUCACAUUUACUUUGCUGCAGGAUUAUUUUCCUGCUGUAGAAAACUGGCUCAAAUUAAAUCCUACACCUGUAUGUAACUUAUCUUGAUGAUGAAAACUUGAAUUUUCCCUCAGAGUUUGGGGGGCAGAGCCACUGGAGUAGAAUAUCAUAAAUACUGCCAUGACCAUAUCACCUUUAGGUUUAGAGUACAUGCAUGUUUCAUAUAAUUAAUCCAUUUCAUGUUUUAAAUGUACAGUUUCAAGAGGGAGAUGGGCUGUAACUCAGAAAGAAAUUCAUGGAAAUUAACUAAUGUUGUUUAUUUUUUAUUUCUAAGACCAACUAGACAUGAAAUGUUCUUUCAAAUAAAUACAUUGUGACAAAAUC